CCGAGUACAAACUGGAGACAGAAAUAAAUAUUAAAGAAAUCAUAGCCCGACCAGGUAAAGGCAAAGGGAUGAAUUCCUACUUCACUAACCCUUCCUUAUCCUGCCACCUCGCCGGGGGCCAGGACGUUCUCCCCAACGUCGCCCUCAAUUCCACCGCCUACGAUCCAGUGAGGCAUUUCUCGACCUAUGGAGCAGCCGUUGCCCAGAACCGGAUCUACUCGACUCCCUUUUAUUCGCCACAGGAGAAUGUCGUGUUCAGUUCCAGCCGGGGGCCGUAUGACUAUGGAUCUAAUUCCUUUUACCAGGAGAAAGACAUGCUCUCAAACUGCAGACAAAACACCUUAGGACAUAACACACAGACCUCAAUCGCUCAGGAUUUUAGUUCUGAGCAGGGCAGGACUGCGCCCCAGGACCAGAAAGCCAGCAUUCAGAUUUACCCCUGGAUGCAGCGAAUGAAUUCGCACAGUGGGGUCGGUUACGGAGCUGACCGGAGGCGCGGCCGCCAGAUCUACUCGCGGUACCAGACCCUGGAACUGGAGAAGGAAUUCCACUUCAACCGCUACCUAACGCGGCGCCGGCGCAUCGAGAUCGCCAACGCGCUCUGCCUGACCGAGCGACAGAUCAAGAUCUGGUUCCAGAACCGCCGCAUGAAGUGGAAAAAAGAAUCCAAUCUCACGUCCACGCUCUCGGGGGGCGGCGGAGGGGCAGCGGCCGACAGCCUGGGCGGAAAAGAGGAAAAGCGGGAAGAGACAGAAGAGGAGAAGCAGAAAGAGUGACUAGGACUGUCCUUGCCACCCCCACUCUUCUCCCUCGCUCACCCCAACUCUUCCCCGAAUCACACACACUCUGUAUUUAUCACUGGCACAAUUGAUGUGUUGGGAUUUCCUAAAACCGAAUUAGGGAAUCAAACGUGGACCUGAAAGUCAGCUCUGGACCCCCUCCCUCACUGCACAACUCUUCCUUCGCCACGCGCCUCCUCCUCCUCUCCUCCUCCUCUAGCUCCCUCGCCAGCUCGUUCGGCUCGUCUGCAGGACCCUUCCCCCGCCCAGGCCUUGGGGGCUUGCUCCCUGAACCUCGCUUCAGACUCCGUAGAUUUCCCUCCCAGUCCCCCGCCCCCGUGCGCAG
This is a messenger RNA of Jaculus jaculus (lesser Egyptian jerboa), 1125 nucleotides long. RefSeq names its product homeobox C6 (gene Hoxc6). Lineage: Eukaryota; Metazoa; Chordata; Mammalia; Rodentia; Dipodidae. The record is from RefSeq and is a predicted model, not a curated record. Gene Ontology annotation, cellular component: nucleus. Bases 69 to 776 code for a protein of 235 amino acids. Gene Ontology annotation, molecular function: RNA polymerase II cis-regulatory region sequence-specific DNA binding; DNA-binding transcription factor activity, RNA polymerase II-specific. The transcript has 2 exons. Gene Ontology annotation, biological process: regulation of transcription by RNA polymerase II; anterior/posterior pattern specification.